UCGAGUUUCUUGCAAUGGGCGAGGACCUGAGCGACCUUCAGUAUAUCGAUGCGCGGAUUGUCUCGAGGAUUAAGGCAUUCGUGCUGGUCGGGCAACAAUUCUCGGACACACCCGUUUUUAUUCAGCGCGGAGCUAUCACUAGGUUUUACAAAGCGUUAUGCCGGGUACAGGAGUUGUGUCUACUCUCAAAUCCGUACCCAUUGACAGAUGUCGACCAGCUUAUUUGCCUUAAAAACUUGCAGAUCGACCUGAGCGUGGACGAGUUUCCCUAUUUGCACGGAGCCAUUCAGCAACUGCCAAGACUCGGGGUGUUGGAUAUCGUGUUCAAGAAACACUGGAGCGCCCGCAAGUACCCUUACACACUUUUGCCAGGUGAAAACACGCCUGCAAUCGAGAACGCAGUACCUAGCACAUACAGGCAUGGAACCAAUAUUAUCGAUGCCUCUGACCUGCCCCCGAUCAGCACCUCGCUCUACUAUGUCAGCAUCGCACACAGCGGUCCAGAGAUGUUCCAUCGUGCCUGUAUUCUCAUUCGCAGCUUGCCCAACCUGACGAAGGUUGCUGUCCACGAGAGUAAUGCGCUUGACAUUCUCGAAUUCAAUCGCAUAAGGGGCAGAGGUGUUAAAACCGAGGUGUAUGGCUAGGAGUCCUGGCUUUCUUUAAGAUGUACCAUAUGUAUCUAUCAUAUUUACUCCAAUUGCAUAUCUCUU
Linderina pennispora is the source of this 710-nucleotide messenger RNA. RefSeq lists its product as uncharacterized. The record is from RefSeq and is a predicted model, not a curated record. NCBI's taxonomy places the organism in Eukaryota, Fungi, Kickxellomycota, Kickxellomycetes, Kickxellales, Kickxellaceae. Bases 15 to 644 code for a protein of 209 amino acids. The transcript has a single exon.